Molecule: messenger RNA, 2363 nt
Organism: Ostrea edulis (European flat oyster)
Lineage: Eukaryota; Metazoa; Mollusca; Bivalvia; Ostreida; Ostreidae
Product: sodium-coupled monocarboxylate transporter 1-like
Exons: 16
Coding region: 135-2120 (661 amino acids)
Biological process (GO): sodium ion transport; transmembrane transport
Cellular component (GO): membrane
Molecular function (GO): symporter activity
Source: RefSeq, a predicted model, not a curated record
CUCGAUCAAUUCACUCCCGAAUCAGUCACAAUUCAGAACAGGCGUGUUUUGGUCCAUGCAUGUUAAGCCGACUUUAAAUUCGUGAACUUUUGUCCCCAUAAAGCAAUCUCUACAGUGGAUAGACAUCGACAAUAAUGUCCGGAUUUGUAGUGGGAGACUAUGUUGUAUUUUGUCUUACUAUCGCAGUUUCGUUGGGUAUCGGAGUCUACUAUGCCUUUGCCGGCCAAAAGACAACCUCGGAAUAUCUUGUCGGCAGUCGUCAAAUGAAGGUACUUCCGGUGGCAAUAUCCCUGAUGGUUUCAUUUGAAUCCUCAAUUAUGAUGCUGGGAUUUCCCGCCGAAACUUAUGUCCACGGAAUGAUGUUUUGGUUGUCGAAUUUCGGAUUUCUGACGUCAUGCAUUGUUGCUACACGUAUGGUUGUUCCACUAGUUCAUCCGCUGAAGAUUACUAGUGUAAAUGAGUAUUACGAAUUACGGUAUAACAGUCGAUCGGUACGACUUCUGAAUAUGGCGUUGGGCUACAUAAAUUAUAUAUUGUAUAUGGGCAUCGUGUUGUUCGGUCCAGGCAUUGCUUUGGAAUCAGUCACCAACUUUCCUAUGUGGGCCUCAGUCCUUGUAGUUGCCGCUGCUUCAGUAGUAUACACCUCUAUGGGUGGAAUAAAGGCAGUCAUAUGGACCGAUGUGUUCCAGAGCAUCAUCAUGUUUAUGGGUAUACUUGCUAUUCUUAUAAAGGGAACAAUGGUAGCCGGUGGAGUAUCUAAUGUUAUUGAAAUCAACAGGAAAACAGGAAGGCUGGAUAUAUUUGACUUUAACCCUGACCCGACCGUCCGCCACACCUUUUGGAGUCUGGUUGUUGGUGGCUGCCUCCGAAUGGUCAGCUUAAAUACAGGUCAAACUUCGAUACAACGAAUCGUCUCCACUCCAACUCAGAAGGACGCUAAUAGAGUGUUAUAUUUGGCCGGACCUGCAUUCUUCGUCACCCUGACUUUGGCUACGCUAGAGGGAGCAGUGGCAUAUGCCUACUUUACUUCUCUCGGAUGUGAUCCUCUUAAGUCGAAAAAAAUAUCCAACCCAAACCAGGUUGUGCCAUUCAUGGUUCUACAGAUUUUCCAAGAUUUUCCCGGAAUGUCCGGUUUGUUCAUGGCGUCGCUAUUCAGCGCCUCCUUAAGUACACUGUCGUCAGGGCUGAGUAGUUUGUCAGCAUUAACUAUAGAAGAUGUUGUUAGACCAAGAUUCAAGAAUUUGUCAGAGAGGUCCGUUACGCUGAUAGCAAAAUUAUCAGUGGUGGUGAUUGGAGCUCUUUGUGUUGGUGUGUCCUUUCUGAUAGCGAAGAUUAAAGGGCCAAUGUCACAGAUAACCUUCAGUGUCCUGGCCGCCUUUGGAGGUCCUGCAUCCGGGCUCUUCCUUUUCUCUGUAUUCUGUCCUUGGGGAAAUGCAAAGGGAGUUAUCAUAGGAACAAUGCUAACUGUAGUGGUUGGACUGUGGAUUACAAACGGAAAGAACUUCUCCACGACCCUGAAACGUUCCCCUGGACUUCCACCAGGUCCAACGGACAAAUGUUAUGACGUGGCGUUAAUGGAUAAUAUGACAUUUGCGAACACAACCCUGAUGACUAGUACUUCCUGGACAGAUUACUAUGACAUGGAGACAACGACAGAGUUUGUCAGUGCGUCGGUGUCCCAGGGACCACAAGGUUUGGAUCGUUUCUACUCACUAUCGUACCAAUGGCUGACUGGAUUCUUAAUACUCCUGUCACUCACUUUCUGUUCCAUUGCCAGUAUAAUAGUUGGUCGCCCCGAUCCUGCCACGGUAGACGUUCGGUACAUGCUUCCAUUCUUUGAUCAAUUUUUCCCGUUUCUACCCAAAAAGCUUCGAAAGAAGUUAUAUGGAGGAGUACCUUUUGAAAAGAGAGAAGAACUGCUGUCAAAAAUAGUCAACGUUCAAAAAUAUGAAAAAGAAUAUGAAGAUAUACAGUUGUCUGAGAAACAGAAUGGUCAGAUCGAGGACGAUAAGAAUCACGUGAUAAAUGAAUGCUCACCAUUAACAACAAUAGACAUAGAUCAGAGGGAAGACCCAGGAGAAGUAAUACCAGAUUCGAAAGGAAAAGGGGAACACGUGUAAACACUCUAAUUUCCAAGUCUAUAUUCACAAAGAUUACUUUUUCAGAUAUCAGUCUUAAAUGGUCAUAGGUUUAGUGGUUUUUAGGUCAUUAGAAUCAUUGAUUUACAGAGAAAUUUCUACUAGUAUUUGAUACAUAUGUAGUAUUUGUCGUGAAUGUGAAGAGAGGUUUGGUUUAAUGAGACUUGUGUUUACCGAUAUCAUCUCUACAAAACUAUUUCCAUUAAAGUCGUAGGUUUGUAGUGA